AUGGGAGGAACUACAUCUGCUCCAUUGGUGGAAGUGUUUAGCUACAAAGGCAAGCGGUACCAAGUAGACGCCACAGGAACUCAAUUGGAAGUAAUUGAUAUUGAAGGAGAUGAUGGCGAAUGUGAUAGGUUACCUCCACACUUUAAACACUGUAAAGUUAUGGUUAUUGACUCAAUUAAGUCAGGAACCGGGAGAUCGAAAGUCAAUGAUAUAUACGGAAAGAUUCUCGGACCAAUAUUCAAAGACAUAGAAUUGGAGCACGAAUACAUUAAGACCAAAACCUCUACAAGUAUUGAGGAGUUGGCUAUGAGGUUUCCCAGGGACCCAGCGCUCUUGAUCUUCCUCAGUGGAGACACUUCUAUAAACGAAUUUGUAAAUGGCUUGAAUAUUGAAGGGAAUGAAAAAGGGGGAGGACAGGAUGCUACUCAGUUGGUGAUCUUUCCUAUUCCGGUAGGAACGGGGAACAGUCUUCUGUUGUCGUUUGAGUUUGAUGAAGUUGUUGUAGCCCUUAAGAAGCUUUUCAGUCACGAUACAUCCAUCAAGCCACUUUACACUUAUGAAGUCAAAUUUCCCCCUGGUUCUUACCUCACUUUGGAGAACACUAAAGUCAGAGACUUGACAACACCGUUACGGUUUCUUGUAGUAUUAUCGUGGGCAUUCCAUGCAGCCAUUGUGGCUGAUAGUGAUACGCCAAUGCUUCGGAAGUUUGGAGUUGCCCGGUUUAAGAUGGCUGCUAUGAAGAACUUAGCUAGCAAAGAAGUGUACGAGGCUACGACAUCUGUCAAUGACACUGCUAUAGACAUUACUCAAUAUGGAUAUUGGUUAGUGACACCAGCUAGGAAGUUUGAAAAGACCUUUGUCAUUCUGCCUGAUGGUGAUAUUAUGAAGGAUGAGUUGUAUCUUGUGGCUUUCAAUAAGAAUCAAGACAUUCUUUCGAUAAUGAAUCAGGUCUAUGAUAACGGCAAACACACGACCAAUGAAAAUGUCAUCUACAGGAAGCUUACAAGGGAGGAUAAGCUUGACUUACAAUUGGAUGGUGGUGUUAGCAAUUCUAGAUUCUGUGUGGAUGGGAGUAUUGUAAAUGUACCCGGUUCUGAUUCUGGUAGUCAUGUUUCUGUACUGUUUUCUGGAAACCAUAUUAAUGGUUGGGACUUGUUUGUGGUGAGUUAA
Messenger RNA from Lizanozyma spartinae, 1170 nucleotides. RefSeq lists its product as uncharacterized. The transcript has a single exon. Lineage: Eukaryota; Fungi; Ascomycota; Pichiomycetes; Serinales; Debaryomycetaceae. Bases 1 to 1170 code for a protein of 389 amino acids. Gene Ontology annotation, biological process: sphingosine biosynthetic process. The record is from RefSeq and is a predicted model, not a curated record. Gene Ontology annotation, cellular component: intracellular membrane-bounded organelle; cytoplasm; membrane.